This is a messenger RNA of Branchiostoma floridae (Florida lancelet), 2933 nucleotides long. RefSeq names its product toxin MIT1-like. NCBI's taxonomy places the organism in Eukaryota, Metazoa, Chordata, Leptocardii, Amphioxiformes, Branchiostomatidae. Bases 369 to 716 code for a protein of 115 amino acids. The record is from RefSeq and is a predicted model, not a curated record. The transcript is spliced from 3 exons.
CGUACGCCUUAAGUUCUGACGGCUUUAUCUUAAGGAUGGCCGAAUACAGCUUGUAUGACACAUAUGUGGGUGUAAAACGCAUCUAUGGACGUAGAAAAGUAUAACCUGUUAUGUGAUCACUUUUUGAACUGAUAGUCCUGCGCUCAGACAGGUUUACGCGUCUGCAUUAAAGUGAGAAAAGUGAUAAUGUCAGGUCUUAAAGUUGUGAGAAUUAAAAGUAAAAUGGUAGUAUGAUAUGGACAUGUGAUACUACUGUGUGCAAAGUAAGACAAUAUAAAGCCGAGAUUCCUUAGAUUUUGGAAGGAGACUUUGAGACCGUCCACGAGAAGGAAAGUGUUGACAACCGGCAUCAGUACCGCUGCACGAACAUGACAAUGUCUCUCAUGGCCUGGUCGUCUGUCCUGACUUCUUGUCUGCUUCUCUGCGUACUUCCAUCAACUGUUGGAUCCAUUGUCAUCACGGGGAUAUGUGAGUCUGAUGAGCAGUGUAUCGAGGCGCGAGGCGAGGGCUGGUGCUGCGCCCUGUGGAACCUGGGGGACGCGCCCACAGUCUGCAAACGGAUGGGAGAGGAGGGCGAGGCCUGUCACAUAUCCAGUAACUACCUGCCCUAUCCCUUCACUGGCGCCAGACGUUUCUGGCGAUGCCCGUGUGACCCAAACCUCACGUGCAAGGUUGAUGACGCGGAAAGCAGGAUCGGUACCUGUACCUCCGGAUGAGCUGACCAGAAGGACACUGGACCAAACCAUUUACAGGAACAGACACACGACCCUGGCUUUCAGAACGGACAGUCAAGUUCAAAUCAAAUACUGCACAUAAAGGACUAAGCGUAGCAUUGACACGAACGUCAAACUAAGAUUACAGCCAGAAGACAAACCUUCAUGUGAACCCGACAGAGUUAACUGAAUUACGAUGUAUAACAUAUACAUAGAUAUAAUUAACAGAAGAAAAGUUACAGGGUAAUAGCGUCAAGGCUAACUGAUAUUAAAGUAAUGCAGUAAUGUUAUUCAGUUGGAACAUUAUGUGGAAAUCGUUAUGAAGAUAUGUCAUUACAGAUUGAGCGACAAUCCGAGUGAUUUCCACUUGAUUAAUAUGUGUGCUGAGGACAGAUUUCUGACCAUGGAUGUAUUAGAGACGCAGACACAGCGUACUGAGAGCCAUUAAGAAAUUAAAAUGCAACAAAAAAGAUGGCUCAUGAUUCCGCUGUGUUGUAAUUUGCUGAUGUCUACCAUUGCCAUCAUUCUGUGCAAUGCAAUGCGGCUGACCAUGUGGUAGGGAGAAAUACUAGUGUGCAAGAACCAGUUUUGCCACCUUCAGUCUGUACUUCCUGCCACUCAGCAAGUCUGACCUUUGCAGCCAUCUUCCCCCUCACUUUAUGCCACUCUCCUGAUAGUGCAUUCAAAUAACUAUGGCCAAACACUAAACCAAACACGCACACUGCAACCAUAGAAUCUGUACACGGAGUCAAAACCAGCAUACAUGUUGUGUAUCUUUACGAUGAAUGGGUGGAGAAUUUUAUCCAGUUUGACUCAUCUUUUGGUGGUAAAUUAGGACAAAAUACAACCAUGUCCAUAUAAACAUUGUAAUUCCAUUCACCACGCUAACAAAACAAUUACAGAGAUAUCCCUUCGACAAUGCAGCCUUAGAAGAGAGUAUUAAAGAUACAAAUGUAAUAUUGUGUAUCGUCUACAUCUGACAAGCAUGCCUUACUAAUAAAUAAUAAGAGGCCCCAGCCUAUAAGUUUACUACAUUGAAGGCUUACAGGUCUAGUUCCUACAUACAUAUCACUUCCCAACAAAGAAAUGAACAGCAGUUACACUUAACUGCUUAUAACAUACGUAACAUUAUGUACCUGGGAAAUACAUCAGUUACUCCUACAUGUUACCCAAACAUUCUCUUUAUACCAAAGAAGGAUAAUGAAAAAAGUCAACCAGAUUUCCUGGAGGGACUUAUCUAUCUAGCCAACAGUAGGAACCAAAUUACAAGGGAAAUACUGAACAUUGUGUGAUAUUUGAGCAGCAGCCGGAUCUUCAACUAAAUCUUUUAUCACUGAACAGAUCUUUGCGAAUAAACAGCAUUGUUAUCCUGCAAUUUUCCAACUUGAUGUAAUAAUUUGUGCACUCGCAUUAGUCUUAAACCUUUGAACAAGCCUUACACAAAGGCACUCCUACAAUGUACAUUGAGUGCACUGUCCUGGAAAACUCUAUGCUGGGACAAAAUCCUGUCUACACCAUUACAUUAUAGUUGUUGACUCUUUUUUACUCUGGUAUUAGGGUGUUUUUAAAGUAAUGAAACCCAACAUUGCACCAUAGGAUCACAUAGACAUCAAGAAUUCUUUAAUGUAUCAGCAGAAGAAAACUACAACCAACUUUUCUUCAAAUCCAGUCAAUCUACUUCAACUAAAAGUCUUUGGAGAAGAGCUCUCAGUAGGUAACUAUCCAUUGCUAUUGAGACUUCAGAAUUUAUCUUGCUGCAAAGCUGAAUCAUCAUAAAACAUCUUGAGAUAUAUCACAUUUCAUUUCACCAAAACGUGAUUACUACAUUCACAGCUCACCCUUUAAUAUUGUUGUAAAUUUCUACACAUACUAUUUAUCUACACGUGAUAACAAAGAAUGCAUCAUCCAAAAAUGCAUUUCUUCAACACUGCUUUACUUUCAUUUAUCCGCCAUGAACAACAAGCAGAAACUAUAAACACCAAUAUUCUUCAUAAUAUUUUCCUUUUAUCCACUAAAACAUGCUAAUAUACAGUGGGCUCCAAUUGACCAAUGGAAAAACACAAAUGCAGCAAAAGUAUGUAGCCAAUAAGACAGCAGAGUCAGUUCACCAAUCAUGGGCUAUGACACAAAUAUCAUCUAAUAUAAGUAACUAUGCUACCUUGGAAGAAGCAGUGCAAAUGUAUAGCAUAGGUGUGGCUGGUUACAUCAUGUGAAAAAAAA